Crotalus tigris (Tiger rattlesnake) is the source of this 656-nucleotide messenger RNA. RefSeq names its product C-C motif chemokine 5-like. Lineage: Eukaryota; Metazoa; Chordata; Lepidosauria; Squamata; Viperidae. Gene Ontology annotation, biological process: chemokine-mediated signaling pathway; positive regulation of GTPase activity; cellular response to type II interferon. Gene Ontology annotation, molecular function: chemokine activity; CCR chemokine receptor binding. Gene Ontology annotation, cellular component: extracellular region. The transcript is spliced from 3 exons. The record is from RefSeq and is a predicted model, not a curated record. The coding region runs from base 30 to 365 and encodes 111 amino acids.
AUAUAACGUGAGAAGUUCUGCCUCUCAGCAUGGAGCUCAGGAGGUGCACAAACUACUACUACCUACUAUUUCUUCUCUCAUCUGAUCCAAGAGCAAAGAUGAACAGCUCCCUGGCUACCCUCGCCGUCUUCCUGGUUGCUGCUAUGUUCCUAUCCCAAGCUCAGGCUCAGUUUGACCCCCGGCUCUGUUGUUUUGACUACGUAACCAAGCCUAUUCCACGGAAAAACCUGAAGUCCUUUGAACGCUCAAAUGUCAGGUGUUCCAGGCAAGCUGUCAUAUUUACCACACAUCUGAAUCGACGGAUCUGUGCAGAUCCCAGUGCACCAUGGGUCCAGGAUCGUAUAAAACGUUUGUCCCCACAGUGACAACCUCCCACCUCCUCCAUAUUCAUCUGGAAAAGCCCCAAGAAAGAAGUCAAAGCUUUUAAAAUCUUAGGAUGUGGGCAAAAAAGAACAUGCUGAACUCUUAUUCUGACCUUGCACAUUCCUAACUUAAACUUCAUUGAUGGAAGAUGAAAUAAUGUAUUUUAUUUAAAUUAUGGCCAAAUAUCUUAUAUAUUUUAUAUUAUUAUUUUUAAAAGUUCAUUUGCCUAAAGGUUCUGAAAAAUAUUUGACAGAAUCUUAAUGUAUGAAUAAAUCUCACGUUUAUGGAAUCCA